Molecule: messenger RNA, 750 nt
Organism: Penicillium bovifimosum
Lineage: Eukaryota; Fungi; Ascomycota; Eurotiomycetes; Eurotiales; Aspergillaceae
Exons: 2
Coding region: 1-750 (249 amino acids)
Biological process (GO): exocytosis
Cellular component (GO): cell tip; Golgi to plasma membrane transport vesicle
Molecular function (GO): guanyl-nucleotide exchange factor activity
Source: RefSeq, a predicted model, not a curated record
AUGUUGUCAUCGACCACCACCACCCUCGUCGGAUCGGCCAUGAAGACCGCAGACAAACAAUGUCCCAUGUGCUGGGGCGAAGGAUUUACCCAAGACAGCUCUGGCGCUCACAAUAGGAUCCAGGAGUUGGAGGGGCAGGUGCAUGCGUUAACAGCGCGCGCGUCGGCGACAGCGAGUACGAAGACGAACUCCGCCGUUUACGCUCCUCACAGCCCCAAACAGCCUACGAUACACCCCGAAGCAGCUCCUCCUCUUGGUGAACCCACCUCCCAACCCACGCAGUCACGGCCAACCUCCUCCGAAUCACAACCACAAACCUACCACAGCCGCCUCACGACUCUCGCCUCGCUCCUUCCCUACCGGCGCGGCAGUGCAGCGCCUCCCCCCGCGCCCAUGGCGCCCAACGUCCCGACCACCCCGGUCGCUGCGACACACCCCACCUCGAACCACACGUCCCCAGCCAGUAGCGACCACCACGAGCUGCAGGAUGCGCUCAUGCGCGAACAGGAUCUACGCAAGGCCGCCGAGUCACAGCUUUCACAGGCGAGCUCUGAGCUGGAAGAGUUGACUGUGCAGCUGUUCAGUCAGGCGAACGAGAUGGUCGCGGAGGAGCGCAAGGCCCGCGCUAAGCUUGAGGAGAGGGUUGCUGUGUUGGAGCGCAGAGAUCUGGAAAAGCGCAAGCGGCUGGAGAAGUUGGAGAAUGCUAUGGCGCGUGUCGAACGUUUGAGAGCUUUGGUUAAUCAUCACUGA